Messenger RNA from Alligator mississippiensis (American alligator), 528 nucleotides. RefSeq names its product maestro heat-like repeat-containing protein family member 2B. The transcript is spliced from 5 exons. NCBI's taxonomy places the organism in Eukaryota, Metazoa, Chordata, Crocodylia, Alligatoridae. The record is from RefSeq and is a predicted model, not a curated record. The coding region runs from base 28 to 522 and encodes 164 amino acids.
GCUGCGGUCAAGGCGCUGGGACCCGCAAUGGGCCUCCUUCUCCACCAUGAGAGGCAUCGCAAUACUGUUUUUGAGAGGCUCCCCUGUCUCCUGCAGCAAUACGAGGGAGGGGUCGACAAUCUUCAUGUCACCAUGAGUCUGAGCCAGCUCUUGGAGGUAGCCUAUGAUUUUGAGGUCCCUCUCCCCGAUGGGAAACUCAAGAGCAUCUGCUUUGCCCUGCACACCCAGGUGUGUGAUAUCGCACAGCUGCCGGGAUCAGAGAACCAGGUCAAGGUGUUCUACUGUCUCCGCCUGCUGGACCAAUUUAUUUCCUUUGUGGGCUCCCGCCUCAAGACUGACAAAGAGGGAAGCUGCGUGGCAUCCCUCUCCAUCUUUAGUGGCAUCAUUGCUGCUGACUUGCCCGAGAUGAGCCAGAAAAAAUGUGCUGUAGUCAAGGCCAUGAGGUGCAUGCUUGGUGAUCAGAGCACUGAGGUGAGGUGCUUUGUGAGCAGUGGCUGUGCUGGGGAUGGCACAUGGACCUGACACAAA